CGUGCAUUCGCCUAUGUGACACAAUUACAACAACUUUGAGCUGGUGUGGGGGGAAGUUUACUAUAUUACCAAAUAACGUCCUAUCGUAAAAACCGGCAUCAACUCUACUCCAUGCAUUAUUUGGCAAUUACAUACAUUUAGUAUUUUGUGUACAAUCAUGCGAUAAGGCUUUUUUGGACGUGUCUUGUUUUCCUUCAGGAUUUGGCAAUCACUCGGCUGAGCUAGCUACGUUUUCAGUCCUACAUACCGUGGUGUACUUUCGUUCUUGUUAUAUUUUUGGUGGAGUUUGUCGCCCGCUUCCCUGUUCCUUUUCUAUGAAAUCGUGCGGAGUGUCGCUCGGCGCUGCUGGUGAUGAGGAAAAGAAAAUGGCGGCGGGAAAAGCGAAUGAAAUCGAAUUGGACUUUCCGAAGCUAACAGCUCAGGAGAGAGACAGCUUGGUCGAAAUUGACAGUUCACUAUUUGGAUUUCAGAGGCUUCAUGAAGAUGGCGCCAGAACGAAGGCCUUGCUGUUAAAGGCUGUAAGCUGCUAUGACUCUGCCAUCCUGAAGUCAGAAGGGAAAGUAGAGCCAGAGGUGUUCUGCCAGCUGGGCCACUUCAAUCUUCUCCUGGAGGACUAUCCAAAAGCAUUAUCUGCGUAUCAGAAGUACUACAGUUUACAGUCGGACUACUGGAAGAAUGCUGGCUUUUUAUAUGGCCUUGGUUUGGUCUACUUCCAUUACAACACAUUUCACUGGUCCCCUUUCUCCCUGUCUAGGUCAGUGCAGCCCUCCUCAGAGGCCCAUGCAGGACAGAGAAGGGCGAUAAAAGCAUUUCAGGAUGGGCUCUAUAUUGACCCCAGUUUCUCCCGAGCCACAGAGAUCCACAUGAGGCUAGGCCUCAUGUUUAAAGGCAACACCGAUUACGAGUCCAGUCUGAAGCAUUUUCAGCUGGCUUUGAUUGGCUCCAACCCCUGCACUUUGUCCAAAGCUGAAAUCCAGUUCCACAUCGCUCAUUUAUAUGAGAUUCAGAAGAAAUUCAGAGCAGCAAAAGAAGCGUAUGAGAGUUUACUACAGACAGAGAAUCUACCUGCACAGGUGAAGGCUGCUACACUGCAGCAACUAGGCUGGAUGCAUCACACAGUGGAGCAGUUACGGGACCAAGGCUCCAAGGACAGCUAUGCCAUCCAGUGUCUGCAGAAGUCACUAGAAGCAGACCCCAACUCUGGACAGUCCUGGUACUUCCUCGGCAGGUGCUACUCCAGUAUUGGGAAAGUCCAGGAUGCCUUCAUCUCCUACAGACAGUCCAUUGACAAGUCUGAGGCCAGCGCUGACACCUGGUGCUCCAUAGGUGUUCUGUACCAGCAGCAGAACCAGCCUAUGGACGCUCUGCAGGCGUACAUCUGUGCAGUGCAGCUGGACCACAGUCAUGCGGCUGCCUGGAUGGACCUGGGCACGCUCUACGAGUCUUGCGGGCAGCCGCACGACGCCAUCAAGUGUUACAUCAACGCCACGCGCAGCAAGGCCUGCACCAACACCGCUGUCCUCACACACCGCAUUAAGCUGCUGCAGGCUCGGUUGUGUAACCCUCAGACAGGUAGUGUUGCGGGGGGGGAGGGUGGUAAAAUGCUUCCUAGUAUUGAGGAGGCGUGGAGCCUGCCCAUCCCCGCUGAGCUCACCUCCAGACAGGGGGGCCUGAACACUGCAGCAGGCAGCCCAGGGCCACAGGCACAGCAGCAGGCAUGUAAGCCCCACCAGGGAGGUGAGGGAGGCCAGGUACAGACACAGGUCUCUCCCCAUCCCUGCCACACUGACAGUCAGGCCAGCCCUGCCAAGAGGAAACGCACCACCAGCCCAGCUAAGAGUGAUGUACAACAGCAGAUCCCCAGCUGGUACCUAACAGCACAGAGACUACAGCUCCUGGAUCAGCUCCGGGCCAACCGGACCAGUCUUAAACCACCACAGGUACAGAUGCUGGAUCAGCUGGAAAACCAGUUCUCUCUCAUGCAGCAGCAUCAACAGCAGGUGAAACAGCAGGCAGCAGGCCAGUUGUGGCCCACCCUACCCAACGGCCCCUCGCUAUCCCCAAACUCCCUCCCCUCGCCUCACCCCCUCUCCCGGACUUCACCUGUCAGUCACACCACAGCCCACCCUCCCUGCACUCUUCAGCCAAUGGCCAACGGACCUUUAUCUUUAAGUCACCUGGGACAGCUGGAUAAUCAGGAGGCGGGGACCAUGGGCAAUAAUCACACUCCCGGUUUACCGGGUGCAGGGACUUUACCGGGACGUCUAACAGGAGGUGGCAGGAGUAACAGAAACGUGCCUUACCUGCAGCAGAACUGUCUACCUCACAACUGCACAGCCACUAGUGAUACCAGUACCCCUACCAGCAACAACACGAGUCACCGCAGUAACAGUACCAGUAAUGCAGAGGAGGCCUGGAAGAGCCAGCAGCACUCCACUCAGGGGCUUCACAAAGGUCCAGGUUCAUAUUCGGCAGGUCCCAAUGGAGAACACCUUUCCUCCCCCUCCCAUCCCACCCAGGCUGCUGGCCUUGGUGCUCAAAGUCUAAAUCAGGUCGGACAUUCCACCGGGCCCUGCCCUGCCUCCUCUUCCUCCUCCUGUUCCUCCCUCUCCUCCUUCUCCUCUUCGCCACAGAGGGGCGGUGCCCCCAACCAUCUCCCCUCCUCUCCCCUCCCCUCCGCCACCACUACCUCAGGGGCCCAAACCAAAGAGACCACGCCUUUAGGAAGCAGCAGCGGAUUGGCUACCCCUGCAGGGACACUGCUCAGUCCCAGUCUCACCGCCCUUACACAUGGAUUGCCUAAUCACAUCCAGCAGGGGGCGGUGACCACCACGUACAGCUCGGGGAGCCAAUCCCAGCCCGGCUCUCCUCCUCUGGGCGCGCACAGUUCAGACGAUCCUCAGUUCUCAGCCUUGCUCAGAGGAAAGGACAAUAAUAAGGAUGAUGAAAACCACGAUAGUAAUAAUAAUCAUCAUCGUGGCGUUAGUCAAGGAGCCACCAUGGACGAUAACAUCAAGGUCAACAACAUCCACCCGGGUGUCCACCAUGGAGGUCCCAAACCCCUGUCGGAACACUCUGUGGCCUCCUCGCCCCUCUCAGCCAUGUCCGUCACCACCUCCUCCCCCCCUCGCUCCACUAACCCCCACACCCCCACAGCCAUCAACUUCGCCAGCCUUAACAGCAGCCCGUCCAACAGCGGAACCAGCGGUACCACCACUACCCCACAGGUCAAUGGUAAGGGGCUAGAGGACUCUCGCAGCCCAGUCAAGGCGGAUCUCACUGAGCUGGCUCACAGAAGGCCAGCCCUGGCCUCAUGGUCCUCAGUAUCAAUCUACCCCAGCUCCAACCAGGUGCUCAAAGCAUGCAGGAACCUGGGGAAGAACGGCCUGUCCAGCCGCAGUAUCCUCCUUGAUCAGUGUCCCCCGCCCCGGCCCCCCCUGCCCCCCUCACCCUCGCUGCCGAAGGACAAACUCAACCCCUCCACACCCAGUAUCUACCUGGAGAAUAAGAGAGACGCCUUCUUCCCUCCACUUCAUCAGUUCUGUACCAACCCCUCCAACCCUGUCACUGUCAUCAGAGGGCUGGCCGGGGCGCUCAAACUGGACCUGGGUCUGUUCUCUACUAAGACCCUGGUGGAGGCUAACCCAGACCACCUGGUGGAGGUCCGGACCCAGCUGUCUCAGCCCACCGAUGAGAACUGGGACCUGAGCGGCACCAGGAAGAUGUGGCGCUGCCAAAGCAGCCAGUCACACACCACCAUCGCCAAGUACGCCCAAUACCAGGCGUCGUCCUUCCAGGAAUCACUACGGGAGGAGAAGAAGAUGGAGCUGGAAGCAGAGGCAGCCAACGCAGAGAGUGCGGCGUGGCGGAAGAAAGGGCCCUUCAAACACAUCAAGUUUGGCACCAACAUCGACCUCUCUGACGAUAGGAAGUGGAAACUGCAUCUGCAGGAGCUCAGUAAGCUGCCAGCCUUUGCCAGGGUGGUGUCUGCUGGAAACCUGCUCAGCCACGUAGGACACACCAUCCUGGGCAUGAACACUGUCCAGCUUUACAUGAAGGUCCCUGGGAGCAGGACGCCAGGUCACCAAGAGAACAACAACUUCUGUUCAGUGAACAUCAACAUUGGCCCGGGGGACUGUGAGUGGUUCUCUGUGCCCCAGCCUUACUGGGGAAUCAUCAACGACUUCUGUGAAAAGAACAACAUCAACUUCCUGAUGGGUUCAUGGUGGCCCAACCUGGAGGACCUGUACGAGGCACAUGUCCCUGUGUACCGCUUCAUCCAGCGCCCCGGAGACCUGGUGUGGCUCAACACGGGCACCGUCCACUGGGUCCAGGCCAUCGGCUGGUGCAACAACAUCGCCUGGAACGUAGGACCCCUCACUGCGUACCAGUAUAAGCUGGCAGCAGAGCGUUAUGAAUGGAAUAAGCUGCAGAGCGUCAAGUCCAUCGUCCCCAUGAUACACCUCUCCUGGAACAUGGCCAGAAAUAUCAAAGUCUCCGACAGCAAGCUCUUCCAGAUGAUCAAGUACUGUCUGCUGCGGACGUUGAAGCAGUGUCAGAUGCUGCGGGAGCUACUGCAGGCGUCAGGCAAGGAGCUGGUGUGGCACGGCAGGACCAGGGACGAGCCCGCACACUACUGCAGCAUCUGUGAGGUGGAGGUGUUUGCCCUGCUGUUUGUAACCAGUGAGAGUAACAGCAGGAAGACGUACGUGGUGCACUGUCAGGACUGUGCCCGUAGGGGGAGCUCUAACCUGGACAACUUUGUGGUGCUGGAGCAGUACAAGAUGGACGACCUCACACAGGCCUACGACCAGUUCAUACUCGCUCCUCCUCUGCCAUCAUCCUCUUGAUGGUAACAUUCUGUUGUUCUGAGGACAAUAAGAAUCCAUGCUGGACUCCCAAAACCCACCGGAAGCCCCUUUUCUGAUAUUCAGGAAGUGAGCCAGCAGUCCUCUUCUGCUUUCUGUAGAUAUUCCACAAGGCAGCUGGGUGAAAAGCUGUGUGUCUAUGCAACCUGCCCAGAGUGGAGGUGAGGUGUCUCCUCUUAGAGGACUGGAAGGGGAGAGCAUUACUCCUGCCUCCGCCACCAGCCGUGGUGGAAACAGUACCCCAUUGUCAUACUUGAGUAGAAGUAAAGAUACCUUAAUAGAAAAUGACUCAAGUGAAAGUCACCCAGUAAAAUACUACUUGAGUAAAAAUCUAAAACUAUAUGGUUUUAAAUAUACUUCAGUAUCAAAAGUAAAUGUAAUUGCUAAAAUAUACUUAAUCAAAAGUACAAGUUUUAACAUUUACACAUUUCUUAUAUUAGGCAAAGCAGAUGGACACAUUUUAAUCAUUUUUUUCAUUUACAGAUAGCCAGGGGCACACUCCAACACUCAGAUAUCAUUAACAAAUGAAGAUUUUGUGAUUAGUGAGUCUGCCAGAUCAGAGGCAGUAGGGAUGACCAGGGAUGUUCUCUUGAUAAGUGUAUGAAUAAGACCAUUUUCCUGUCCUUCUAAGCAUUUCAAUUGUAACGAGUACUUUUGGGUGUCAGGAAAAAUGUAUGGGGUAAAAAGUACAUCUUCUUUAGAAAUGUAGUGAAGUAAAAGUUGUCAAAUAUAAAUAGUAAAGUACAAACUACUUAAUUGCUGUCUGGCUCAAUAGCUGACAAAAAUGAUGACUGCAUUUAUUUUGUAUAUAUUUUGUUAAAACUGGCAACAACAUCAUACAAAGACUACUGACUUGAUACACGUUUCCAUUUUUAAUUCUGUUUGUGGGCUGAUACAAACGUUCUCUGAGUUGGUGUCCCCCCCUUGAGUCUACGUCCUAGAAUCGCUGGUCUUUUGUAUGUUAGUAAAUAGAAGUCGUCUUUGGGCAAGAAAAUAAGAAAAAAACAUUUUGUAAAGUAAUAUAUAUUUUUUUUACUGCUUUUGAUAUUUUGGAACCAUAUGGUUUGGUUCUGUAGGUAAAAUAGUAUUCUAAUGAGAGAAAAAUUAACAGCCAAGUCACCAAGAGACUUAUGGAAUAAACUCUUUUUUUUUUUCGAAUCUUGUUGUAAAUUUACACUAUUUAUAAAAUGUAUAUUUAUUGCUUGAAAAUAUUUGUUGAUCGAAUGCUGUAAUUUUUUUCCCCAGAUUACCUGCCAUUAAAGGAGUUGUCAUUUUAUACACAACCCUUCCUACGUUUUCUAUAUGAAUAAAACUGCUUUAGCAAAGCAUUUUUCCAGAGACUCCUUGAAAUGGUUUUAUUGUUUGAAGGAUGUUUGUCAUUAAACAGAAGUUGUCUUUAUUUA
Molecule: messenger RNA, 6271 nt
Organism: Salmo salar (Atlantic salmon)
Lineage: Eukaryota; Metazoa; Chordata; Actinopteri; Salmoniformes; Salmonidae
Source: RefSeq, a predicted model, not a curated record